UGGAAUUAGUCUAGUUACAGCCGCGAAACUCAUCGGUUGAAUAUUAUACACGUUUUAUAUACGGAGAGUGGUUUCACCGAUAUAUACAGACAUUUAAAACGAAACGAAAUAUUUAUAUUUCACUUCUAUUUAUUUUAAUAAAAUCAACAAUUUUAAAAUCGGAGUUCUGGUGAUAAAUUAAAAGUCGACAAAAUAAAGAAAUUUUGUGUGUUGAUUGUGCGCGGUCGGGAUAUAUUCAUUUUCUGACAAAUAUAUUUCUUUUCGUAAAAAUUUAUUUUCAUUUAUUUUGGUAAAACAAAUUUUAUGAAUGACUUUUCCAUGUAGCAGUGAACGCAUAUAUUCAUGAUUCGUUUGAUUCAUUUGUGUAGUAUUUUCAAUCAGAUGAAGUGUUAUCAUAUUUGCUAAUUUUAUUGCACGAACCUAUUAAGGUGCGAUUACAGCCGUCCAAGUUUGUAAACAAUAAAUAUAUAUUCUAUGUAACAUAUAUUAUUAUCAGAUUGGGUAAACCGAAGUUAAAAAGAAAGUUUUUGAGUUUCGUCGGAGAACAAUAACCAAACAAGAUAUUAAUUGUUGUUGAGAGGGAAGCAGAAAUUUGUGUUUGUUAUCUUUGAAAAAGAUCGAAAAUGGCUAGGACUGCAUCGUAUGUAACGGUGUUGUGUGUUUUAUUUAUUGCAUAUUUGGCGGGAAUAACACAUGCUUGCAUGUGCCAACCAGAACAUCCACAAACAAAAUACUGCAAAGCAGAUUAUGUGAUUAUUGCACGCGUAUUAAGAAAAUCGGUUCGGAGAGAAAAUCACCAUGACGUGUACAAAAUAUUAAUCAAAAAAUCUUACAAGAUGUCAAAAAAUGCGAAUCAUUCACUCAAAGACGGACGCAUUAUAACAGCAUCAAGUGAAUCAAUGUGUGGUAUGCAGCUAAAUGUUGGCAGUCUUUAUGUAAUUUCUGGCAAAGACAACCGAGUCGAUAUUUGUAAUAAUUAUGUAAAGGAAUAUUCAAAAAUGACAAUUGUUGAGCGGCGAGGCUUUGCCGGUGGCUAUAAGAAAGGAUGCUUGUGUGAGAUCAACAUGGCUCGAUGGUCACCAUAUCAACAUCAACGAUUGGGAACGUGUAAUUGGGAACUGUUUUCGAAAUGUGAAACGAAUUACGGUGCAUGCGUUCCAUCACGAGGUACUAUGACUCCCGAGGGUAAACCAGUUAAGUGCCAUUGGCGACAGAGUCCAUUGUAUACGGAUUGUAUAGAUGCUCUGCUUUAGUGAUGUAUGUUAAUUUGAUUCUUUCUGUUUGUUCAUAAUUUAUUUUUAUUUUUUGGGUUAAUUUUAGUUAUUUACUUAUAUAUAAUUGUCGAUUUGUAAGCGAAAAACAAAAAAAUAUCUACCACAAAACCACCCAACACAAUUUGAGAUACGUUUGAAAUAACUUUUUUAUUCUUUGUUAAAUAAUAUUUAUUUGUAAUUACAAGCGAGAAUAUAACUUUCAAAAAAUUGUACAAUAAAAACGGUGUUUUGC
Messenger RNA from Bradysia coprophila, 1506 nucleotides. It is a transcript of the gene Timp, whose product is annotated as Tissue inhibitor of metalloproteases. Gene Ontology annotation, biological process: negative regulation of endopeptidase activity; negative regulation of membrane protein ectodomain proteolysis. Gene Ontology annotation, molecular function: protease binding; metalloendopeptidase inhibitor activity. NCBI's taxonomy places the organism in Eukaryota, Metazoa, Arthropoda, Insecta, Diptera, Sciaridae. The record is from RefSeq and is a predicted model, not a curated record. Gene Ontology annotation, cellular component: extracellular matrix.